Molecule: messenger RNA, 1321 nt
Organism: Dermatophagoides pteronyssinus (European house dust mite)
Lineage: Eukaryota; Metazoa; Arthropoda; Arachnida; Sarcoptiformes; Pyroglyphidae
Product: DNA damage-regulated autophagy modulator protein 1-like
Source: RefSeq, a predicted model, not a curated record
UAUUCAUCAGCCGAAAAGUCCCUAUACUUUGUUUGUUUGUUUGUCAAACAGUGAUUUUUUUUUGUUUUUUUGUUUCUCUUUUUCAUUUCUUAUAAAAGAAAACAACAAAAAAAUCAAUAUUGUUGGACAUCAAUUUUGACUUGUGAUAAGUUUUUCUUCUUCUUCGUUUUGUGAUAUUUUUUUUUUCUUUGAAAAAUAAUUUAAUAACAACAUGGCUACAACAGCAGAAAAUUCCAUUUCAAUAGAUCAAAAUAUUGAUCCGGAAUCCAAUCAUAAUAACCACAAUAAUAAUAAUAAUAAUAGACAGCAACAACAACAUUUGAAUACAAAUAGUGAUCGUGAAUGGAAAAAACAUUUCUAUUCACGUAUUAAAAAUAAUCUUUGGUUAUUUGGUUUUUUAGGUAGUUUUUUCACUACAUUCAUCUGUAUUAUGCCCUAUGCAUUAACAUAUCAAAAUGGUCAUUAUCAUCCAAUAUUUCCAUAUGUAUCGGAUUCGGCAUCAUUUCCACCUGUUGCUAGUUAUUUUUCACAAUCAUUAGAUAUGAUUGCCAUAAUAUUUGCAAUUACAGUAUGGGCACGUUAUAAACAAAUAAAAUAUUAUCUUAAUAAUAAUUCAUUCACAGAUUCAUUGAAUAAAAAUAACGAUCAAUCAUCAUCAUCAUCAUAUAAUCUACAAUUACUUUAUCGUUUAAAUUUAUAUUUUUUAUUUUUUGGACUAUUAUCAUCAUUUGGUUUAGUUUUUAUUGGUAAUUUUCGUACUGUUGAAAAUAUGACCGGACAUUUAAUCGGUGUUACAUUGAUAUUUAGUUUUAUUCCAAUUAUAUUACUUAUUCAGAUUUAUCUAAUUGAACAAUUAUAUCGUUAUAAUCAAAUUGAAACACGUGCAAUUAGUUUAAUAAUUAUAACAAUAAUUAAUAUUAUAUCAACAUUUAUAAGUAGUUUAACAGCAUUGAUUGCUGUACUUUAUCAUGGUACACCAUUCAAAUAUUGGGAUAAUAAUUUUCGUUUAUAUUGGUCAUCCGAAAUGGAUGGUUAUCAUUGGCAUCUAACAAGUACGGUUGCCGAAUGGAUUGCCAUUGUUUCAUUUGCACCGAUAUUAUUUUCAAUAUCAAAACGUAUACGUUCGUUUAAACAUUGGGAUCAAAUUCAAUUCUAAUUACCAUUCUUAUCAUUUAAUUACCAUUAUUAUCAUCAACCAAAUGAUAAUAUAAACAUGUAUUCCUCGACUCAUUUAUUUACUCGAUUAUUUACUUUUUCUUUCUUUUGGUCUCUUUUCUUUUUUUUCGCUUGUAAUAAUAAUAAAUUUCUCAAUUUUUUUCGA